ACUGUUCCGAUUCGCGCACAUUGUUUUCAACGUUUUCCAAACCAUCGAAAUGGAUGAAAAGAUUCAGCCAAAAUUUGUGCUGCCUUCGCCCAAGUUUGACAAGCCAAAUGCUCCCAGCACGGCCUCACACCACUACCUGACCCCCAGUGGGAUGACCCUGCUGCCAAGGGCCAAGCAACCGCCGCCCAUGUACGGCGCACGAGGAUCCACAGUGCCUGCCAAGUACCUGGCCAACGAAACGAAUCACCACAGUGAUGUGCCGGCCGCUCCACCUGUUUACAAGUCUCCACCGCGGCCCGAGUAUUGUCACACCUGCGGCAUGAUGUUGGCCAAUUCACAGGACAUGAAGCUUCACCUGGACAAGCACGAAGCUUGUCCCGCCGGGGAUUGUGAUUUUGCUGCCCUCCACAACAUCCUGGAACAGCAUAUAGAAGCUAAUCACAUUACGGGAGACUAUAAAAAGGUGAAGAAGGUGUGGACGGAGGUUGAGCUGGCUGCUUGGCGGGCAGAACGAAGGAAAAGAUUUCCCACUGCCGCCAAUGUGGAGCAAGCCAGGCUGGCCAAGGAGCAGCGUAUGAAACGCGGUGAGCGCUUGGAGGCCUCCAAGUCUCGUUUUGGAAACCAUGAAGAUCGUCAGCGAACGCGGCCUAAAAGUGAUCACAAGGAUCGUGUCAAGCCCAACAAAAAGAAGAAAAGGAGGGGACAAAGAAAGCCAAAUGAAGGGAAAAGGAGAGAAGGAACUAGUAAUGAAGUUAAGGAAGCAGAAGCCACAGCUACUGCUGAGAAGAAGAGCAUUGAAGAGGGAGCAAAAGACAAGCAAACGAAUCUCUUUUCGGGCAAAUUCCAGGGCACUGGACAAAUGAAGGAUUACAAGCACUUUAAGGAUAAAAUUGCCAAAAAGGAUAAUGCUUUGAUAGGCCUGCUGGGAAUGUACGGCUCAGACAGUGAAGAGGAAAGUGGGACAGAGAGUGAGGAAAUGGAAGAGGAUAUAGAUGAAGAGGCAGAAGAUCUUAAAACUCCCACGGAAUGCGUACAAAAUGAAAGUCCAGAUCUUGAAAAAAGCGAAUCAAGCAGAGAAAUAAUUAACAAGGAAAAUACAAUUUCACCAGCCAUCCAAAACGCUUCUAACUCGGGUGACAUUUCAACUCCUCCAGCUUCAUCUUCAGUAAAUUUCACCUCUAAAGUCCAAAAUGAACCCGAAGCAACUUCACCUGCUAAGGAGCACAAUUCCUCUUCCGAUGAGGCACCCGAUGAAGAGCCUUUCCAACGCGUAACUGAAACCAUAAUCCAAGAAGAUCCUCCCAAGCCGGAACCCAAGGAAGUACCUAGACCUCAACUUGCUCCCAAACGAGCUGCACCAAAGCGUGUUUAUGGCUUGAACUUCAAGAAGGCUCGCAAGACAACGCAGCAGAAUACCUUGUUAUCCAAACUCCUAGAAUCAGAUAUAAGACAUGAGAGGAAUGUCCUGUUGCAGUGCGUGCGUCAUGUUUGUGAAAGGAAUUUCUUUGGCAUUGGGCAAAGUAAAGAACCCACGAAAAGUGAUGCUGCGGAGGCUCAAAUGGUUCCUAGUUGUGAUAAACCAGAGGAUAAAACCUCCGAUUUGUAAACAUUUAAAGUUAAAAUAGUUUUAAGCCAUUAAGAAUACAAAAGUUGCAAAUAGAUUUCUUGUUGGCUUUAUUUUAGUACAAACUUACA
This is a messenger RNA of Drosophila kikkawai, 1695 nucleotides long. RefSeq names its product nuclear FMR1 interacting protein 1 (gene Nufip). Lineage: Eukaryota; Metazoa; Arthropoda; Insecta; Diptera; Drosophilidae. Gene Ontology annotation, biological process: box C/D snoRNP assembly. Gene Ontology annotation, cellular component: nucleus. The record is from RefSeq and is a predicted model, not a curated record.